Messenger RNA from Penicillium samsonianum, 1695 nucleotides. RefSeq names its product GMC family oxidoreductase. Gene Ontology annotation, molecular function: flavin adenine dinucleotide binding; oxidoreductase activity, acting on CH-OH group of donors. The record is from RefSeq and is a predicted model, not a curated record. The transcript is spliced from 3 exons. The coding region runs from base 1 to 1695 and encodes 564 amino acids. NCBI's taxonomy places the organism in Eukaryota, Fungi, Ascomycota, Eurotiomycetes, Eurotiales, Aspergillaceae.
AUGUCCACCUUUGACUUUAUUGUCGUCGGGAGUGGCCCGUCCGGCUGCGCCCUCGCCGCCGGCCUCGCUAAUUCGACCGCAAAACCCCGCGUCCUCCUCCUCGAAGCAGGCGACAACAAGGAAAAUCGCAACCUUCGUGUCGACGGCCAGCGAUGGCUCACCUUCCAGGACCAGUCAAUGAACUGGGGAUUCAAGACUACUCCGCAGGCGGAUUGCAACAACCGUGAGAUCGACUACAGUCGCGGCCGGUGCAUGGGCGGGUCAAGCUCAAUCAAUUUCGGCGUUUACAGUAUCGGCGCACGCGACGAUUACCAGGAGUGGGCGAGAAUUGUUGGCGAUGAGACUUUCGCGUGGGGAGGUGUUCAGCAAAGGUUUAAGGGUCUGGAGACGUUCCAUGGGGAAAUCCCCGAGGGCAUAGAUAGAAAGUAUGUGGAUCCGAAGAUGGAGAAUCAUGGAAGUGAGGGCCCGUUGCAUGUGGGCUUUGCGCGGGAGUGGGAGCGAGAUUUAACAGACCUCUUGGAUGUCUUCGAGCAGGCUGGGUUUCCGUUGAACCCAGAUCAUAAUUCGGGGAAUCCGAUUGGAAUGUCGGUGCUGAUUAGCUCGGCGCAUAAGGGGUUGCGCUCAACAGCGGGUGAUCUGGUUAAAGAGAAGCUGGAUAAUUUGACUAUUGUUACUGGGGCCCCUGUGCAGCGUGUCCUCCUGGAGGGGAAAAAGGCUGUUGGCGUUGAGUCGAAUGGGAAUAAAUACUACGCCACAAAGGAAGUCGUCCUAUCCGCCGGCGCGCUAAAUGACCCCCGGAUUCUGAUGCACUCAGGCAUAGGCCCCGCCGCCCAACUCCAGCAAUACGAGAUCCCCGUCGUCCACGAUGUACCCGCCAUCGGCCAGGGGCUCCGCGACCAUUGCUUCGUGCCGAUGGUGAACACCCGCACAGAAACUAGCACGGACCGAAAGGCCUUUUAUGGUGACAAAUCCGCCAUGGACGCCGCGCAGAAGCAAUGGGAAGAAGACGGGACAGGCCCUUGGGCGAAAUUUGCCUGCGAGCUGGGCAUCGGCUGGUUUAAGCUGACCGAGCGGCUCACUUCCUCGCCAGAGUUCAAGGCGCUCCCAGCAGACGAACAGAAGUAUCUUCUACAAGAGACCGUGCCGCACUAUGAGGUUCUCACCCAUUUCCCCGUUCAUUGGGUCAUUCCGGAUUUCCCGAACGAGGCUUUGAACUACUCCUGUCUGCUCGUCUUCUUGUUCAACGCGCAGACUCGCGGAGAGGUCACAUUGCAAUCAUCAGAUCCUGACUCUCCGCUCUCUUUCAACCCCAAGUUCCUGGCCCACCCGUUCGACCGCCGACUCGCGAUCGAGGCCUUGCGCGACUCGUUCCGCGUCGCCAAGCACGAAUCCUACACAAAGGAUAACGUGGCAGAGCUCGCAAUGCCCAAAGGCGAAUCAGACGAGGAUCUGCUGGAGUACUGGCGGCAGAACAUCUCGUCCAGCUGGCACAUGACAGGGACGGUGAAGAUGGGCAGGAAAGGCGAUGUGGACGCGGUUGUGGAUCCGGAUUUCAGGGUGACAGGUAUUGAGAAUCUGCGUGUCGCUGAUAUGUCGGUUGUGCCGGUGUUGGUGAAUGCGCAUGUGCAGGCCGUUGCGUAUGUCACUGGUGCGAUUUGUGCGGAAAAGUUAGUGAGAGAGUAUAGCCUUGGUUAG